Cydia strobilella is the source of this 5556-nucleotide messenger RNA. RefSeq lists its product as uncharacterized. Lineage: Eukaryota; Metazoa; Arthropoda; Insecta; Lepidoptera; Tortricidae. The record is from RefSeq and is a predicted model, not a curated record. Bases 1 to 5556 code for a protein of 1851 amino acids. Gene Ontology annotation, biological process: DNA integration. Gene Ontology annotation, molecular function: nucleic acid binding. The transcript has 3 exons.
AUGGCAGUAACAAGAAGCAACCACGGCAGAGAAGAAAAUUCGUCAGAUGAAACGCAGGCCACGGACCAGACCGGCGAUACAUCUGGUACAGGAGAGACGUCAGGCACAGGCGAGACGUCACGAACAGGCGAUACGUCACGCACAGGCGAGACGUCAGGCACAGGCGAGACGUCGGGCACGGGCGAGACGUCAGGCACGGGCACCACCACAAGAACGCGCGCUGCAACAGAAGCCAGCAUCGCCGGCACCAGCACGAAUGGGGGCCCAGCCGACACGUCGGGAAUCAGAGCAACGCCUGCAGUUAGCACCGUCGCCACACUCGUCGGGCGAGAUUCCGUCGAGUUAAUGCCACCGCCGCCAGUUCCCGCUAAGCCCGCUCGGUCACACCGAUCCAAGGCCUCCAGCAAGAGACUCCUCGCGGAGUUAGAGGCCAAGGAGAAGUUAGCCGAGCUGGAGCUGAAGCGCGUACAAGCCGAAACAGAACUAGCAAGAAUCAGACAACAAAGACUCGACCUCGCCUCGUCAAGGGAAGAGUCUGAAGAGGAAGAGGACCUUGCUCCACAACGCAUUGCCGAUUGGUUCAACCGCCGCCCAGAACAACCAACAGCGAUUGAAGAAGAGCCCGCCCAUGAAGAAGCACACGUGCCGGCCCCGCGCGCCACUAGAAAACACGCGCGGCCGGAGGCCCCUCGAGCCACCCACGCCAUGGACGUGUCAUCGCUGACCGCCGCCCUAACAGAAGCCAUCCAAGCCGGCAAGUCCUACAGAAAAUACAUACCAGACCUGCCGACAUUCAGUGGCCUAUGCAACGAGUGGCUACAAUUUAAAGCCGCGUACAACGAGUCCGCCCCCAGUUUCGCCGCAAGUGAAAACGUCGCCCGUAUAAGAAAAAGCCUCAAGGGAGUAGCCUUGGAAGCCGUAAGCGCCCUCCUCAUCAGCCGGCCGCACCCCGAGGACAUCAUUAAAGCACUAGAAAGAAGAUACGGAAGGCCAGACGCAUUACUCGUCAACGAACUGGAGAAGAUGAAGGGACUGCCGCGACUCACCGACAGCCCGCGCGACCUGUGCAUAUUCGCCAGCAAGAUCGCAAACACUGUCACGACUAUCGAGAUAUUGAAGAAGCCUCAGUACCUCUACAAUCCAGAGCUACUGCGGUCGAUGGUCGAUAAACUCACGCCUAUACUUCGAAGCAAGUGGUACGACUACGCGGCCACGAGAGAAGAUACGCCCGAGCUUAAGAAGAUUGCCGACUUUCUAAACAACGAAGCCGACAAGUGCACGCCUUACGCUCCGCCUGAAAAUACGACGGAGAACAAAGAAGUGAGGACCGCAAGAAAGAAGCCCGAGCGAACGUACGCCGCUACCGCCGACACUAAGAAGCCAAGAGAAGAGAAGCAAGCGUGUCCACUAUGCGAACACGCUACUCACCAACUGCCGUCGUGCCCGCAAUUCAUCAAAAUUGACACGAACGAGCGCUGGGAAGUAGCGAAGAAACACAACAUUUGCUACCGAUGCCUCGCUAGCAAGCAUCGCCGCUUCGCGUGUCGUGCGAAGCCCUGCGGCCACCUGGGCUGCCCCAUGAGACAUCAUCGCCUACUACAUCACGAGAAGACGCCGCAAUCAGUCGCCGCUGCGCAAGUCGAGCCACCACAACAACAUAAACCGGAAGAAAUAGUGGCCUCGGCAGUGAACACAGUCGCCUGCGCACAACCACGAACGAGCCGCGCCUACCUGAAGAUAGUGCCAGUAACACUGCGCGGCCCGCGAGCGACGCUAGACACGUUCGCCCUAUUAGAUGAGGGCAGCACGGUGACAAUCAUCGACUCAGCACUGGCGGACGCACUCGGGCUAGACGGUCCCACUGAACCAAUGUGGGUGCAAGGCGUAGGCGGGAAAGAGAUGGAGCACAAUCAGAGCAGGAGGGUCGAGGUCUUCAUCAAGAAUAAGCACGACAGCCAAGAACAACGCAUAACGAACGCGCACACCGUCGGCAGCCUCGGCUUCACCACACAGUCGAUCGGCAUGGAAGAAAUAGACGGCUGCGCGCACCUCCGGGGUAUCAAGCACAAGUUAACCUACCGCGGUGCAACCCCACAAAUACUCAUCGGCCAGGACAACUGGGACCUGAUCGUGUCACGAGAAAUAAGAAAAGGCCGGCGCGGACAACUCGUCGCGUCGAGGACCCUACUAGGAUGGGUACUUCACGGCUGUCGCACCACAAAAGCGAAGCCGAUCGCCUACUGCUGCGCACAUCACUCUGAUCCCGAACAACAAGCUCUACGCAUACUAGAAGAAAAGAGCCGCCGCCUACCCAAUGGCCGGUUCGAGACGGGGCUACUGUGGCGCAACGAAACAGAGAAGAUACCUAACAAUCGCACCGACGCACUCAAGCGGCUGCACACGCUCGAGAGGAAGCUGGAUCUCUGCAAUCCAGAGAAGCCGAAGAUUAGACUGGUCCACGAUGCUGCGGCCACCUCACACGGUCGCAGCCUCAACGACAUGCUACAUACGGGCCCAGAUUUCCUACAAUCGCUACCCGGCGUCAUCAUGAAGUUUCGACAACAUAGCAUCGCAGUCUCAGCCGACCUGAAAGAAAUGUUCAUGCAGAUAAAAAUAAGAGAAGAAGACCGGGACGCCCUCCGCUUCUUAUGGAGGGGCGAUCGCCGCGAGGGAGAGCCAGAAGAGUACCGCAUGACUUCCGUCAUAUUCGGCGCGUCAUCAUCACCGUGCACCGCCCUAUACAUAAAAAAUAGGAAUGCACAAGAACACGCGACACAGUACCCGCAAGCCGCGCGAGCGAUAGAGCGAAAUCACUACAUGGACGACUAUCUACAAAGUUUCGACACAAUAGAAGAGGCAAGACAAGUAACAAGAGACGUCGACUAUGUGCACAAAAAAGCCGGGUUCCAGUUGCGAGGAUGGGCCACGAACGAAAAAGAAGCAAUAAGUAACGUCGUCGGCAGCGAAGAGCGAGAGGGAAAUACUGUCCCUAUCGGCGGGAGCGAGAUAGAAAAAACGCUCGGCCUGCUAUGGAACACAAAUGAGGACAGUAUCCGCUUUCGCCUCAAUACAAGAAGAGCGCAGCCCGAAGUAAUCAACGACCUGCGGCCUCCGACGAAGAGAGAAGCACUCAGUGUCAUUAUGUCAAUUUUCGACCCGCUCGGCCUCAUAUCACCAAUCACUACGCCGGCCAAGCGAAUCAUGCAAGACACGUGGCAACAUAGCACAGGCUGGGACGAAGCGAUACCAGAGCAGCUACACGAACGCUGGAGCGAAUGGCUACGACAACUUCGAGACCUAGGUACCCUAAAAAUACCUAGGUGCUACGACACUACGCCCGCCGCCACACACGAGCUGCAUACUUUCGUCGACGCCAGUGAAGAAGCCUACGCCGCCGCAGUGUAUUGGAGAAUGACGCGAGCCGACGGCUCAGUCAAGAUAGCCCUAGCCGCCGCAAAAAGUCGAGUCACACCCAGGAAACCGGUCUCCAUUCCUAGAUUGGAGCUACAGGCGGCCGUCCUAGGCGUACGGCUAGCAAAAACAGUCGUCGAAGAACACAAUUUCGAAAUCACUUCGAAAACAUAUUGGAGUGACUCUCGCACGGCACUGGCAUGGAUACGCGCCGAGCCCCGCACAUUCAAGACGUUCGUGGCACACAGACUCGCCGAAAUAGAAGACUGCACUAAGAAAAACGAGUGGAGAUGGGUACCGACAGCACACAACGUGGCCGACGACGCGACCCGCGCCACCCCGGCAGAUUUCGACUCGCAACAUAGAUGGUUCACCGGCCCGCCCUUUCUCUAUGAACAAAAAGAGACUUGGCCCCACGAGAAUAAGGUCGAAGUUCCCGCGACCGGCGAAGAAAAAGAGACGUGCGCUGCGAUCGCCGUCCUUACGCAAGAUAAACACGCAGCUAUACCCGAGAUCGAACGCUUCUCAAAAUGGAUGCGGCUGCUGCGAGCGACCGCGCGCGUGCUACAGUUCAUCGACCUAGUGCGCCCUCAACCCCGCGCGCCCGCCCCGCCCGCGACACAACUUAUCGCGGCGGCGAAGCGCAAGCGGACACGAGCGAACGCGGAACAAGACGGCGCAUGGAACAAACGCACGCAACACACGCGCGUGCCCGCCAAGAGUGCAGCUACCCAACCCCAAGAGGAGAAGAAAUACUUAACGCUAGAAGCCAAAUACCUAAACGCCGCCGAAAAGUUACUAAUACGCGCCUCACAAGAAGAUAGCUACGAGAAAGAGAGAAGGCGAAUAGCGAGCGGCCGUACGCCCGACAAGGACGACCGACUGGCCAAGCUGAGUGUUUAUAUGGACGAGGACUGUAUCAUACGACUACGGGGAAGAAUAGCGGCGGCCGGCAACAUACAAGAAGAGACAGUGCAACCAGUAGUGCUAUAUGGGAAGCAUCACUACACGAAAUUGUAUGUUUCUCAUGUGCAUGAACAAUUACAUCAUGGCGGUACGGAAAUAGUGGUGAACGAGUUGCGACAGCGAGUGCACAUAGUGAAAAUAAGGCCGACAGUGAAACAAGUGAUCGCUCAGUGUCCGAGAUGUCGACUACGUCGUGCGAAGCCCGCGGCCCCGGCCACUGGUGACCUACCGGCGGCACGCCUGGCGCAUUAUGUGAGGCCCUUUACCUACACGGGUCUAGACUACUACGGGCCGCAAGAAGUCACAGUGGGACGUCACAGAGAAAAAAGGUACGUCGCGCUGUUCACAUGUAUGACGUCGAGGGCCGUACACCUAGAAAUGGUAGCCUCACUAAGCACGGACUCGGCCAUCAACGCACUACGCCGUUUCAUUGCCCGGCGCGGGUGCCCUACAGAGCUGUGGAGUGACAACGGGACCGCCUUCAGAGGAGCCAACCGCGAGUUGACGGAAGCCAUGAGAGACGCCGCCCACGCGCGCCGCAUAAACUGGCGUUUCCUACCCCCCGCCGCACCCUUCAUGGCGGGCGUGUGGGAACGUAUGGUGCGCACGGUGAAAGAAGCUAUGAAGGCCACCCUACAUGAAAAAUACCCGAGCGACGAGACUCUACAAACCCUACUGGCGGAGGCGGAGGCGACGGUCAACUCGAGGCCCAUAACCUACGUAGCGGUGAAUCCAGAAGACCCGCCGGCACUGACUCCAAACAUGAUACUGCUCGGGCCGGACUGCUACACCCCGGCUCCCGGCACCUUCGAAGAGAGCGACAUGAACGCGCGACAACACUGGAGGCGCGCCCAGCAGCUGGCCGACACCUUCUGGCAGCGCUGGGUUCGCGAGUACGCGCCGCUACUACAACACCGGCGGGAGCCCCACGGCGCAGGAGUCACCCCGGCCGUCGGCGAUGUCGUAAUAAUAUGCGACUCCAACCUCCCCCGCAACAUAUGGCCACGUGGAAUAGUGAAGCAGACGUAUCCGGGCAAGGACGGCGUGGUACGAGUCGUGGACGUCACCACCAGCAGAGGACACGUGCUGAGGCGGCCAACAAAGAAGAUCGUCGUGCUACCAGUGGGAUCGCAAGGCGACGGCGGGAGAAAUGUACACGACGCGCAUAGUAUUUUGUAA